UCUAGGGGCUGGGAUGUUUCUAGGGUUUUUCUGGGUUGAUUUUUGGGGAAGAGAGAGCUGCGCGAGGCCGGUGAAGGGCGGCGAAGGUGAGGUGACCGGCGGUGGAGGUGCGGAUGGGGGUUUGGUGGACGGAUGGUGGCUAGAAAAGGUGGAAAGUGAAUGAAUUAGGUGGUUGUGGGGUGGUUGUGUGGUGGUGGGAUGAUGGGAUUGUUUCCCUUUGUUUUUAAAACAAACAACAUAAAGAAUAUUGGGUAUUUUCAUUCCAUUCUCUUCCAUUCCCUUUGUUUAUUCCAUUUCGUUUACCCAGUGAACCAAACGGCCCCUAAAUCCUUUGAUUAACGAGCUUUGUUUAUCAAUAAUUCAAUAUGACAAAAGGGGCGGCCUCUUAAAAAUCCGAAGUCUGUCAUAAACUCAUUACUCAUUAGCAAGAUUUUCCUUCCUCUCUUUCGUUCUCCCUAUAUCUCGCCGGAAAACAACCGCCGACCACCACUCAGCCACCAGGUUAAUCUUAGUUUUGGCCUUAGCACUAACUCUUCAAGUAGGUUUGGCGGUGAUGGCCUAGAUUAAUGUUUGGGAUCAUUGUUAUGAUCAUGGAUGGUAAUUUGGAAAAGGUUAUAUAAAGCUUUAAUUAGUCCCUAAUUGGGUUGUCCUAUUUUUGAGGGGGGUUCCACCUAAUUUUCUUUUUAUUUUAUUGUUAUUAUAAUUGUUAUUGCUAGUUCCUAAACCAGGGCGUCAAGUUUGGUUUGGUUGAUUACUGGCGUCAAGUUUGGUUUGGUUGAUUACUUGGUUGCAUAGUUGCCGCCACAAUUUCUAUCGGCUGUAAGGAAGAUUGUUAUAGUUUGACUGAAUUUCGAAGCACAAGUCAAUUUGAAGUAAUUUGACAGAAUAAGAUAUCAGAAAUGGCUGAGGAUGCACCUCCUCCCAUAAGGUUGAUGAAUUUUGUGUCCCAAGAAGAGUUAGAUAUAGCAAAGAGUAGUCGGGGUGAAAGAGUGGAUGACGGGACUGCACAAAGAGAUCGUCCGCUCUUUGAGAUUUUGAAGGAGAAUAAAGAUAAGCAAGAUGCAGAAUUCAAUGAGCGGUUUAAGCAUCGACCACCAAAGGCUUUGGACGAAGAUGAGACUGAGUUCCUUGAUAAAUUGGAGACGUCUCGAAAAGAAUACGAACGACUGCUAGCUGAUGAAGAAGCCCAACAACUCAAGCGCUUUCAAGCAGCAGUGGCAGAACAAUCUAUGGUUGUACAUGAGGUUAAAGAAAUAUCUUCUGUGUCUGAUGUCCAGGAGAAAAAAGAUGUUACGAAAAAGAAAAGUCGUCCUGUUCAGCCCUUGGGAAUGAUCAUAAAAGCUAAGCCACAAAAGAAAGCUAAAGUGGAGCCCUCACCGGAACCAAAAUCCAGAGCUGCUGAAAAGCCUUCUGCCGAGUUUCAAAGGCAUUCAGAGCAGCAAAGAACACCUAGUAUCAAUGUAGAGAAGCCUCAAGAGCAGUUAAAGAACUCUGAAUCCAAUGGGGUAAACAUCCCUGAUAUGUUGAAGACUGGUCUUGUUUCGUACAGUGAUGAGAGUGAUGAUGAGUAGUCUCCUUGCCUAAAUGUUUUAGAAGCUUAUACUAACAUAGUAACAUGCAUUGGCUAUUGUGAAUUUUUUUUGGUGAUUAUUGCACUAAGUUGUAGCGGUAUCUUAUGUAUAUCUGUUUUUCAUCAAAUGUAGAUGACAUAUUGCGGCAUCUGAAAUGCUGGUAAAAUACGGUAUCAGUUACCAGUAGCUUUUUGCAAGAAGACUCUUUGUAAUCUCUUUGUAGUUUUGGACUAGGUAAUUAGUGACAAUUUUUUGGACAGUACAUUGAA
Molecule: messenger RNA, 1840 nt
Organism: Chenopodium quinoa (quinoa)
Lineage: Eukaryota; Viridiplantae; Streptophyta; Magnoliopsida; Caryophyllales; Amaranthaceae
Product: protein FAM192A-like
Exons: 8
Coding region: 900-1571 (223 amino acids)
Cellular component (GO): nucleus
Source: RefSeq, a predicted model, not a curated record